GGCGGCAGAUGGAAGCGUUGGGGUUUUACCACGGUGCCAUCAGCAAGCAGACAGGGGAGAAGGUGCUCUGCGCUGCUGGGAAGGAUGGCAGCUAUCUCAUAAGAAAGAGUGAGACAGUGCCUGAUGUGUAUUGCCUUUGUGUUUUGUAUCAUAAAUACGUCUACACCUACAGACUGUUCCAAGUGGAGGGAGGAUCCUGGACAAUAGAGACUGCUCCCGGUGUCAACAAGCGGCUGUUUCGGAACAUCAAGAACUUGAUAAGUGCAUUUCAGAAAGAAGACCAAGGCAUUGCGAUUCCUCUUCUUUACCCAGUCCAAGUUGAAAACAAAUAUGCUGUACAUCAGCCAAGAAAUGUUUAAUUGCUAGGAAUAACACAGAUUCUUUUUUUUUUUUUUGACGACAACUGCAUUGGUUGAGAUGUACAUAGUAUAGUGUAUCUGCUUUGUUUUUGAAGAGCUAAUGGGUCAAAUGAUGAUUAUUCCAAAUCUGGAAAAGGCAGCGCUUGGAAGUACUUAGAAAAGGUUCAGCGGCAGUCUCAUCAGAGCCUGCCCUGGGUAAUAACUUCGCUGCAGCAUCACUGGUUAGAAAUUGUAACAUGUACAAAAUACAUUUUCGCAAAUACUUCUUAAGUGCUCUUGUGGCUUUGAUCUGGGUGCUCUGGGUUCCUCCCACAGUCCGAAGAAAAGUAUUUAAUGUAGACUUUAAGACUCUAAAGUUAAUUUAGUAUGUGUGAGUAAAUGUGUGUGAUUGAUCCCAUUCAGGGUGCAGCCUGCCUCAGGCCUUAUGCUUUAAAGAUAGGCUCCAGACCAUCGUGACCCUGAACCUGACAACCUGUUACGGUGAAUUAAUGAAUAGAAAGAAGAACAACCAAAAAAAAUGUUGAAAUUGUAGUUGGGCUGUGAUCUUCUGUUAACAAAGUGGUUGAAACUCUUGUGCGACACAAACUGGUUUGGCUGUUGAGAGAGAGAGAGAGAGAGAGAGACGGACAGACAACUGAGGUUUCCUAUAUUUGACCUCGCUCUCAGAAGAAAUCGAGAAGCUAGUCUACUUUGCUUUUCCCUCCUAACUGGAACUUUGUUCCCCAUUUGAAAUAAUUUGGAAUGGUGGACAACCUCCUGCUAGAUUUCUUGAGAGUGGAACAGAUGACAGUGUUCUAUCCAUCUGUCUUCAGGAAUUUUCAGAGUGGUGGGAUUUUUGGGGUGAGUUAACCGAGCUUUCCGCCAGGGCUGAAGAGUUUCAACCUCGGAUUGAUAUCCUUAGCCUGGGGCGAAAACUGAAGUGUGAAAUGAGGAAGGUUAGGCUCACCCUGGGGUUUCUGACACGCGUUGCCUUGAAAGCCCAAACAAAACAAAACCAACAUUUUCUUUGAGGCCACAGGCACUGAAAAUGCACUUUUUUUUUUUUUUGGCAGUGUUGGAUCCAAAAAAAAAAAAAACACUUUGUACAAACUUCUGGCUUCAGAUCCAUUUUUGCUCAUGAUUUAUAGUUUUAUAUCUGUUUUCAGUGCAUUUUUAUAGAGCUGUGCAUUUUCACAGUUAAAUACCUUUUCAUACAUUCAAAAUAGGAUGCACACAAACAGAUCUCUAAAUUAUCUCCUUAACACUGUCCCUCAUUUGUUCUUUUUUUUUUUCUGCACCAAAGAUGGUUCUCUAUUCUGCAUUUUUGUAUCUGUGGUGAAAAAAGCAUUUGCUUAUUUUGCUGUAGCCACUCCGUCUUGCAAGAUAACUACAAAUACAUUUAUGAGAAGCAGUCAGUUGUUUAAUUCAUUAUAGCUGUUUCGCUACCUAUUUUUGUCUGAUUAACAAAUUAUGAAACCAUAUGAUCACCACUGUUAUUCAGGUCAAUUGUUAUACACCACUGAAUACAUCUUUAAUCAACAUCAGUGCUGAAAAUACUAUUGUAAAUAUUCCUACUAGCCGUCACCGGUAUCGAAAAUGUUGAAAGAUGUUUCCUUCCCUGGGUUGUGAUAAACGGGUUGUGCUAAGUGUCACUGUUUCAUUAAAAGAAAGUACAUCUUUUUGUCAGUAUAAUAACAUUUAGAAUAGCUCACUCAGAUCUCUGAGGAGUACCCGGCCGAUUGAAAUCUUUUACAAAUAAUGCUUUAAAUGAAGCUAUUGCCAGUGUUUUCUUCUGCAGAGUUUAUAUUCUGGUUUCUUCCAGCAAAUAGACAAUCUCCCACAUAUAGCUGCUGUUUAAAAAUACAUCUGUAAAAAAUGUGUGUGAGCUUUACAUUGCUUUGGAAGACAG
Molecule: messenger RNA, 2247 nt
Organism: Scleropages formosus (Asian bonytongue)
Lineage: Eukaryota; Metazoa; Chordata; Actinopteri; Osteoglossiformes; Osteoglossidae
Gene: sh2d1aa
Product: SH2 domain containing 1A duplicate a
Exons: 3
Coding region: 9-359 (116 amino acids)
Biological process (GO): regulation of immune response; regulation of signal transduction
Source: RefSeq, a predicted model, not a curated record